Messenger RNA from Falco peregrinus (peregrine falcon), 4183 nucleotides. RefSeq names its product kelch-like protein 24. The transcript has 4 exons. The record is from RefSeq and is a predicted model, not a curated record. NCBI's taxonomy places the organism in Eukaryota, Metazoa, Chordata, Aves, Falconiformes, Falconidae. Gene Ontology annotation, molecular function: protein binding. Bases 2086 to 3789 code for a protein of 567 amino acids.
CCUUUUCUGAGGAGUUGUGUGUGUGUGUGUUAAUGUUUUAAAGACUGUCUAGUAGGGAAUAUGUGCCUGUAGGCUGUAUAUAACCCUCUUCGGCUGCCUGCCUUUCCCCAGGGCCCUUUAGGAGGAGGCUGUGGCAGAGCAAAUUGGCUGGGUGGCAGCAGCAGUCUUGUUCCUAGAGGGUGUCAAGAGCCUGCCAAGGCCGGGUUCCUUUCCUGGGUCAGCUCUGAAAGGGAUGGGAACUUGAAGUAAAUAAAUUCCAGGUCACUGUAGCUGACUUUUCCAGGAGGCUGUGAAAUGGGACCAGCUGUCUUGUGUGGCUUACUGCCUGUGUGAACUUGAGUGCUUCUGGAUUUUAAUCUCCCAGGGGCUCAUUCUGUGAGUGCUUCACAAACAGUCUGUGGAGUCAUGCUCCUUCCAACAUAAUUUUUUUCUAACAUUGCAAAAUUUGUUCUUCGUGCAAUUGCACAAUUCAGAAGAGGUUCCUUGUUUAGAGUGUUCUGAGCAGAAUUUGCUCACCAUCAGCCCAAGCAGAGUCUUGAAGAGUCCCUUAGGUAGGGGAGGGAGGGCUGGCUGGCUGGCUAUAACAUGCUGCACCAUCUCUGCACUCUUGUUUUCUGAGUGCAGUGUCAGAAAUGGACCCAUUGAAGCUCUUGAGUGGAUUCCAGGCUCUAGAUGCAGAGGGUAUGGAGAUAUCUGUCUGAAGUCAUGUGUCAAGUGUAUAAACUCUGGAGAGGGGUGUGUUUCCAGCAUUUUCUGCUGAUGUAAUAGGUCACUCAGUUUUCACUGCAAGACAUGUGGCCGUCCUUUCCUGCAGUGCAGACUCAUGGAUAAUAUUUGGGAGGCAAGUACCUAAAAAUAAUAUGAAAACGAUAUGGGACAAGCUUGUUAGCAGGGCUUGUGGUGAUAGGACAAGGGGUAAUGGCUUUAAACUAAAAGAGGGUAGAUAUAGACAGGAUAUAAAGAUAUUUAUGGGUUGUUUUUUUUUCUGCAGUGAGGGUGGUGAAAUGUGCACAGGCUGCCCAGAGAGGUGGUAGGUGCCUGUAAACAUUCCAGGUCAGGUUGGAUGGGGCUCUGAGUGACCUGGUCUAGUUGAAGAUGGUCAUUGGGGGGGGGCUGGCCUAGAUGACCUUAAAGAGCCCUUCCAACCCAAACCAUUCUGAUUCUGUAGCUGAAUUUUGGAUGUGUGUAUGCUUACAUAUUGGAUUCGUUCCUAAAUGUGACUCUACAGACCAUUUGUAACAGCAGUUUUGCAGAAGCCUCUUCCAGAAAUGCAGGAGUGAGCCUCCAGGGGGGAAAAAAGGUGCUCUUAAUCCAGAUAGCGCAAUUCUGCUUGCUGAACUCCAUGGAGAAAUGGGACAGAGUCUUGCUGGGGUGGGCUCUUUGGGAUAAGGGGCACUAAUUCAAGGUCAUUAUGCAAAUCUGUCCACUUAAUAACUUGGUCUAAAUGCUUUAGAAGAAUUCACUGUGUGGAAUCGGUGAGCUGGUGCUUGUACUGGCUGUAUUUCGUGCUUUGAGAUUGAAGAUGACUGAAUAUGAGACAGCCACCAGGCAUGAAGUGGGGGCUCAUUCCUUCCCCCAUCUCUUACCAAAGUAUAAAGUUAAAUAUAUACCAACUACUGCAAACAAUCUGGAAUUUGAGAUUAAACUUGAACUGAUGAAAGAUGUGGCUUUGGGGAAAUUGGGUGUUUGUUCCCAGGAAGUCUCAAGCUUUCCUAUGUUUUUCAUAGAAGUGGAAAGUGCUGUAACAGGUCCUUUUUUUUUUGAAAUGGGUGCAAUGUUCUUCUACAACUUCUUGAUAUUUAGUCAGUGCUUAGGAAGGUUUGGGUUGUUUCUUCUCUUUCCUUCUCGUAGUCCAGGCUCCUUGCCUGGCUAACAGCUCUCCUAAUUUGCUGCAGUCUUACCUAGUUAAAGUCGAUGCCAAUUAAAUCUGUGGUUAUACAGCUGUCCUGCUAUUGCUGCUCUGAAAGCAGCAGGAAGGACUGAAGAGCAAAACAGGAGGGUAGAAAACACACUCUAUUUUUAGGACAAGAUUGGCUUAUCUUGUAUUUAUCCUCACUAGGGGGAUAAUGUUUCCAGAGACCUCCCAUGAGCGAAGGCUGCAUAAGGGCUGAGUUAAUUUUAACCGCCUGGCAGUCAGCAAGCAUGGAGCCUGCACAAGAACCAGAGGAGCUGGGACCUCAGACAGAAACGGCUGCAGACACAGUUCUUGAGGUUGGAGAGAGACUCUUUCAGGUCAGCCGCAGGGUGCUUUCAGUACACAGUCGUUAUUUUGAAGCCAUGUUUUUUGGGGGGGCAAGAGAGAGCUCUGAACACCACAUAGUGAUCAGAGGGAUCGAUGCAGUGCCUUUUCAGGUGCUACUCGAGUUCACUCGCACAGCCCAAGUGCUUAUAGGUCAAGAAAAUGUGACCAGCUUACUGGAAACAGCUGACUUUUUUCAGUUUGACAGAGUGAAACUGUUGUGUCAGAAGUUUCUGGAGAGAGAACUGCACGUUUCCAACUGCCUGGGCCUGAUGACCUACUCGCAGCAAUUUGCCUUUAUAGACCUGUACGAGUCUGCUCUGAAUGUGGCUCUCAGUCACUGGGGGGAUGUGAUGUGCCAGGAAGAAUUUAAGGUGCUGCCCAAGGAAACGCUGAUACAGCUCCUAAAAAGCGACGACCUCUUCGUUUCGCGAGAAGAUGUGGUUUUUGACAGUGUUAUGAGGUGGAUAAUGGAGGACCCAGCAACGAGAGAGGAAGACUUUCUGGAUUUGGUGGGCGAAAUCAGGGUUACUUUUCUGAGUUUGUCCUUCCUUGAUAUCUUGGUGAAACGCAGCAAGCGCCCUGGAGAGACAGAUACCUUUUCCAGGCUAAUAAAGAAGUUAGACAGCUGUCCUCCACCCAGCUGGCAAAAUAAGGAACUGUGUCCUUAUGCUGGUCGGAGUUACGACACCUUAUAUGUCCUGGGAGGAAAGCAUGACAAGGAACAGCAAGAAUUAUUUCUCUUUCAACCUAAAACAGGGACCUGGCAGGCUUGUUCUCCACUGCAGCGCAGGAACCUCACCCAAUAUGCAGUGGCAGCAGUAGGGAGCUUCCUCUUUGUGACAGGAGGAUAUUUCCGGGAUGAGUUUGUGUGGUACAGUGUGGAUUGGGUGCUUAUCUACAACUGCCUGGACAACAGCUGGCUGGAAGGACCUGCCAUGAAGAUGUCCCGCAACAGCCACUGUGCAGUAGGAGCAGGUCUCUACCUGUACGUGCUCGGAGGGAGCACCGACGAAGGGAUAGUCCCAGCAGUGGAGCGCAUGGCUUUGCUGGAGUCCGAGUGGGAAAGCAUGAGUCCUAUGGCUCAGCCUGUGGAGAGAGGAGAUGCGGUCAGUGUGGGAACCAGGAUCUAUGUGGUCUGUGGCCUGGAUGAAAAUGGACACGUGUAUGAUGGAGUGCAGAGGCUGAACACAGAGACGGACAGCUGGGAUGUCGUCUCAUUCUCCCCACUUCCAAGGUACGACCUCUGCAUCACAUCACUGAACGGCGCGCUGUACACCAUAGGAGGGGGAGCUUUUCGGUUUGAUGUGGAGACAGAUGAGUGGACCCGGGUGGAUGAGGAAUGCUUGACCCAGAAGUUCUUCAUGGGCUGCAGCACUGUGAAUGGACGGAUUUAUCUCCUUGGGCAGAGGAAGGGGAACGGUGCCCUCCCCGUCGUAGUCCUCUUUGAUCCCUACGUUGACACGUGCCAGGUCAUAGAUUACAAACUCCCUUGCCCCCUUCCUAUUCGUGGGUGCGUCUCUGUGCGCAGGUUUGAUACGUGGGCGUGAGAGAUGCCAGAUCCAGCAUAACUAAACAGCCUUGUGCUUUACAGCACUCCUGGUGGGGUGUUAAGAUUGUAUUCGGUUUGGGCUGUGAAAUUUCUUAAGUUUUGAAAAUCCAUCUGUUCCUUCCCAGAUGUCUGUCUUUUCUACCUGGCAAAUGAUCACAAAGCAAAAGCCAGUGAAACCUUUGUGUCUGCGCAAAGGCUGCAGGUCGUUAUUGGAAAUAGCAGUCAGCGUUGUCAUGGUCCAUCAGCUCCUCAGCUGGUGCUAAAUAAAGGGCUGCUCUGAGCUUUGACCUCUGUGGCUCUGUCCUUUGAACAGCUCAGAGAGACACGAAAGUCAUUGCAUCAGUGUUUAAAAAAUAUUGUUGGAGUAAACUACUAAAUCAAAUGCAUGUCAA